CGAGUAUAAUAGGAGUUGUUUUGAAAAUAUUUUCUGUUAACGAUGUAUCUACAGCAAGACUAAGAAUCAUGAGAACGACCUUAUCAGUCUUAUUGUUUAUUAUUUUCAUUGCGAAAGUAGCGAUUUUGCAGAGAUAUGAUGGUUAUCCAUAUGAAGCAGAUUUCCUGGAUAUGGAUCCUGAUUCAAUUUUGGAAGAGAACGCCAUAAUUACAGCAAAUGCUACAUGUGGCAUAGAUCGUAAGGAAUAUUUCUGUCGGCUUGUCGAACAUGCUGAUGGCUUUAUCACCUACGAUGGUCGCCUACACCGGACACCAAGGGAAGUUUUGACUUACAGCCAGGAAGCCAAAUCUUAUCGUGACCCAAGUGGGCAAUGGGUGCAAUGUGGUUAUUGUGACGACAGAGAUCCUAAUCUACGGCAUCCAAUUGAAUAUGUUCUCAGUGGUGAGGCCAAUUUGUGGUGGCAAAGCCCAUCUUUGGCACAAGGUUUACAGUACCAUGCAGUUACAAUCACUAUGGACUUUCGUCAGGUAUAUCAAAUAGUCUAUGUUCUUCUACGUAUGGGUGAUAGUCCACGACCAGCUAAUUGGAUCCUAGAACGCUCAGUAGAUGGUGAAAUUUAUCAUCCUUGGGUAUUUUUUGCUAAAACUGAAUAUGACUGUAAGAAAUUAUAUGAACCAUUAAUUGAUCGACCAUUAACUAUUACAAGUGGACCAAGACCAUGGCAUUUGGGUGAUGAUGAAGUUUAUUGUACAACAUUUUAUAGUCAACCUCAAGCAUUACAAUCAGGUGAAAUUAUUGUAACUUUAACAUUGGAUCGUGAAAGUACCAUAUCUACUGAAUCAGGUCUUGAAAGUCCUAUAUCAUCAAAGUUAAUUGAUUUCUUAUCUGCACGAUUUGUACGACUACGUUUUCAACAAUUACAAACACUUUCUGGUGAUUGGAUGGCUAUGCCAAAUCAAUUAGACAGUUCAGUUUACAAUAGGUAUUAUUAUUCAAUUCGAACAAUUAAAGUUGGCGGGAAAUGUGUAUGCAAUAGUCAUGCUAGUCGAUGUGAACAGAAAGUAAUUGAUGGUGUACCUCGAGCCGUAUGCGACUGUCAGCAUAAUACAUGCGGAAACAAUUGUGAAAAGUGUUGUCCAUUAUUCAAUCAACAACCAUGGCGUCCAGGGAGAAUAUGUGAAGAGUGUAAUUGUAAUCAAAAAGCAGAUGAAUGUAUUUAUAAUCAAACAGUUGCUAAUCUUCGUUUAAGCAUGCGUAAAGAUGGUGUUCUAGAAGGUGGAGGAGUCUGUUUGAAUUGUCGUGAAGAUACAACUGGUGUAAAUUGUGAAAAAUGUAAACAAGGUUAUUAUCGCCCAUUAAAUGUCCGACCUGACUCGCAAUAUCCCUGUAGACCAUGUGAAUGUAGUACUUUUGGUUCAACUGGUGACUGUACAUCGAAUGAUGCUGAAAUACCAGAACGAUAUCCUGGAGAUUGUAUCUGUAAAGAAGGUUAUGCAGGUAGACGUUGUGAUGAAUGUGCUGAAGGCUAUCAACGUUCUAACAUUGAUCCUCAAUUAUGUAUACCAUGUACAUGUGAUAUUAGAGGAAGUCAUCGUGGUCCAGGAUAUCAAUGUGAACCACCAUGUAACUGUAAAAUUAAUGUUGAUCCAGACUCUUAUUGUAAUACAUGUCAAAAAGGAUUUUUCAAUUUAGAUGUUAAUAAUCCAGAAGGUUGUCAAUCAUGUUAUUGCUCUGGUCUUACGGAUAGAUGUACUGGUGUUACUCCAUCUACUGCAAUGAUAUUGGAGAAAAAAGGAUUACUUGGUCCAGUCAAUACUUUAGCGAAUUGGAAAAUUAUUGUACCAAGCUUAUCAACACCAGAUACCGGUUACACAAUACCAAUGACUGAAACAUCUUUACAAUAUGAUAAAGUUUUAUUCGCUCAGACACGUACAGUUGAAGCUUGGCUUUCAUCAGUUACUUCAACACCAGUUACACGUGGUUAUUAUUGGUCAGCACCGGAAGCAUAUUUAGGCAAUCAAAUAACAUCUUAUCGUGAUACAUUGAAUAUUAUUUUACGUUUUAAUUCACCUACUAUGUUAACAUAUCGUCAACCGACAAUACCCACAGAUAUAUCAGGCAGUAGACAAUUUUCUAUGUCAAUGGCUAUGACUGAUCAUUUAAAUUAUAUGUGGUUACAUGAACCAGAUAUUGUAAUCGAGGGUAAUGGUUAUCGACUAGUUCAUAUGUUAUCACCAUCCUAUCGUGAAAGUCAUAUGAUUUUAAAUAUUCCAUUAAGUGAAUCAUCAUUCCGUGUAAUUGUUGAACCACCAACCUCUAUACCAUUAGAUCGUUUUCCAAUAAGUUGGUUACAAGGUGAUCAAUUAAGAUUUGAUGAAUCAACAUUGGAACGAGUUGGUCGACCAGCAACAAUAGCUGAUAUAAUGACUGUAUUAUCCAGUAUAGAUAGAUUAAUGAUUAAAGCUAAAUAUAUUACUGAUCAAACAACAACUGAAUUAAUGUCUGUUACACUUGGUCGUGCUAUACGUGAUGAAAUUGGUGGAAUACCAAAUAUUGAAGAAUGUAUUUGUCCAAAUGGUUAUUCAGGAUCAUCAUGUGAAUCAUGUGCCAUUGGUUAUUAUCGUGAUUAUCAAAAACAAUCAAUGAUACAAACGAAUCAAACUUCUUUUACUUCAUCAACAGCAUUAUCAUUAUGGCGUUCAACUAUGAUGACACAAUUACCUGUUUGUAUACUCUGUGAAUGUCAUGGACAUUCAGAUAUUUGUGAUGAAAAAACUGGAGUAUGCAUUGAUUGUGCUCAUAAUACUGCCGGAGAUAAAUGUGACAUCUGUGCACCAGGAUUUUAUGGGGAUCCACGUACCGGUGAUCCAACAGCAUGUAAAUCAUGUGAAUGUCCACAUUUAGAUUAUCAAAUGACUGCAGUUUGUUUAGCACAUGAAGAAGAAUUCUUUAAAGAGGAGAAACCAUAUGUUUGUUUAGAUUGUACAGAAAAUACUCGAGGUCGAUAUUGUGAAGUAUGUGCAGAAAUGUAUUAUGGUGAUCCACUGAAUGGGAUACCAUGUCGUUCAUGUAAUUGUGGACCCGCUGCUAUAGGAUGCAAUGCAACAAAUGGAGCUUGUAUCUGUGGAUUUAAUACAGCUGGACCGCAAUGUGAUACAUGCGCUGAAGGAACGCAUGGAGAUCCAACUAGAGGACAACCAUGUAGACCUUGUAAUUGUCAUCCAAAAGGUAGUAUCUCUCCAUCAUGUAGACUUGAAGAUGGUCAAUGUAAUUGUUUAUCAACAUAUGAAGGUGUUAGAUGUGAUCGUUGUAUACCCGGUCGUGGUAAUACAGAAGCUGGUUGUCCACCAUGUCAAUGUGAUCCUAUUGGUACUAGACCAGAAUAUUUAACAAUGUGUGAUCCAGUCUCUGGACAAUGUUCUUGUAAACCAGGAGUUGGUGGUACUUUAGAUUGUUCAACAUGUCAAAUAGGAUAUUACAAUCUAGGUCCAAAUGGAUGUACAGAGUGUAAAUGUACUUCAAGAGCAAUCGAUCGAACAUGUAAUCCAAUCACAGGUCAAUGUAAAUGUGGUGAGAAUGUAGUUGGAGAUACAUGUGAUAAAUGUCUGCCUGGAUACUAUUGGAAUAACACUGGAUCAAAUUGUUUACCAUGUAGUUGUGGUAUAGGAACUGAAUUAACUAGAACACUAACUCAGUUAACUGAAUGUGACAUGAAUACUGGUCAGUGUAAAUGUGCUCCACAUGUCGUAGGACGAGAUUGUACAGAAUGUGAAUUGGGAUAUUUUGGUGUUUCUGAAAGUGGUUGUAAACCUUGCUUACCUUGCCCAAAUGGUCAAGUUUGUGAUCAGAUUACUGGAAAAUGUAUUUGUCCACCAAAUACUGAAGGUGAUCGAUGUGAUAAAUGUAUUGCUGGAUCAUGGGACUAUAAUCCAGUGAUUGGUUGUAAAAAUUGUACUUGUUCGAUAGAUGGUUCAGUUAUAGGCCUUGAAGAUCAAUGUGAUUUAAUCACAGGACAAUGUACAUGUAAACCAGAAUUUUCAGAUCGUGCAUGUAAUGAAUGCAGUAAGGGUUAUUAUGGUUAUCCUGAUUGUAGAAAAUGCAAUUGUGAUAUGCGUGGUACUGCAUGGGGAAAUCUAUCCAUAUCAGAUACGGUUGUAUCAUGCAAUCCAAUCGAUGGACAAUGCAAUUGUAAAGAAAAUGUUGAAGGUGAUCAAUGUGAUCAAUGUAAACCAGGAACUUUCGGUUUAAAUAUUGAUUAUCCACUUGGUUGUUAUUCAUGUUUCUGUUUUCCAACUGGUACACCAUCCAAAUGUAGCCUACUGACAGGUUAUCGUUCUGUUCCGGGAAAGGUGAAAGGAGUUGAAAUAAUUUCUACUGAUGAUCCACGUUAUCCAGGUGGACCGUUGAUUGAUUUAAAACUUGGUUUAAGAGAUAUUGAUGUAAAUGAAUUAACUAUUGGUUUAAGUCAAUUCAGUUGGCGUUUCUCUGUACAUCGUCCAACUCAUUUGGAAAUACCAGAAUUAAAAGGUUCACUAACGCGUAACUAUGGAAGUGUAAUUAUUGGUGUAUUGACGGAAUGUUUACCUACUGGUGAUUGUAAACUUGGCAUUGAAGAUGCACAAACUACUACUACCAUACUAUCCACUAGAGACGAUUUACCUGGAGGUUUAAUUAUACGUAGAAAUGAUAUUGUAGAUGCUCGAAUGACAGCAUUAAAUGGUUACAUAGAAAUGGAAUAUCAACCAUCUGAAAAUUCACCUACAUCUAUAGCGGAUGGUUAUCGUCAAAUUUGGCUUCGUGAACAAGAUUGGGUAUUGACACGUGUAUCUGGUAUUGAUACACGUGUUCGACCAACACGUAAUGAAUUAAUGUUAGCUUUACUUAAUGUUACAUCAUUUAGUGUACGUUUAUUUAUGCCUGAAGCAAGACCAAAACUUGUAAGUGUAAAAUAUAAAAUUUACCAACCACGUACAGAAAUAACAACACUAUCUGGAAUUGAAAUUAAAACAAUUGAAAAAUGUGAAUGUCCACCGACUGCAUCCGGUGAUCACUGUGAGAUUGCUUCAUCUGGAUUUUAUUUCCCAUCAAUCAAACCAAAACCUGGACGUGAAAUUCUACCACCAACCUCUAUAAUUGAUCCUACCCUUCCAACAGGACAUAUAAUUUGGGAAGGUGGAGCUCAAAAAUGCCGUUGUCAUGGUAUGUCUUCGAAUUGUGAUCCAAUCACUGGAAUAUGCUUGGAUUGUACUGGUAACACAGAAGGUCCAGACUGUGGAAAUUGUGCUACAGGUUACAUGGGUGAUCCAAAAAUUGGACAACCAUGUGUUAAAUGCCAAUGUCCUACAGAACAAACUGAUUAUGCAAUCACGUGUACACCAUCAACCGAUCCUUCAUUUUUACCACAUAAAUGUAUUUGUAAAGUAGGCUAUGCUGGUUUACGAUGUGAACAAUGCGCUCCUGGGUAUUACGGUGAUCCAACAAGCAUGACUGCGUGUCAAGCAUGUGAUUGUGAUAUUGGCGGAUCAAGAUCGGAAACAUGUAAUCAAGAUACUGGACAAUGUGAUUGCUGGCCUGGUAUUAAAGGGCGUAGAUGUGACCAAUGUGAAGAAGAUCAUGUUGUUGAUCAUGGAACGUGUCGUGAUUGUCGUGGUCCAUGUACUGGUGAAUUACUUAUUAAAUCAGAUUAUAUUAAAUUACAAAUUAAUGAAUUAAAUAUAACAACAUUAGCCUAUCAAGGUUUAUCUAAAUUAAAACAACAAAUUGAAUUAAAUAAAGUACGUUUUAUUAAAUCUCGUCAACAAUUAGAAAAUGAAAUUCUAUCACGUAUUAAACAAUUAACACGUCAAUUUAAUGAAAUUAAUCAAAAUUAUAUAAGUAUUAUCUUAAUAAAACAAGAAACAUUAAAUCAAUCUAAUUGUAAUUUAAUUAUAAAAAUUAAUCAAUUAUAUAAUGAAAGUCAAUUAAUAGAAAAUCAAUUAUAUAAUUGGAUAAAUAAUUUAUUAAAACAAGAAUUCAAUCAAUCAAUUAUAAAUGAAAAAGAAAAAUUAUUACAUUGGUAUAAUGAAGCUAAACAAAUUAAUAAUUAUUUAAUUAAUAUUCAAUUAAAUUCUACUAAUUUAUGGUUAAUUAAUAUUAAAUUACAAUUUAAUCAAAUUAAUAAUAAAAUUAAUGAAUUUAUACAAAUAAUAAAACAACAAUUUAAUAAAAUUAAUAAUAAUUUAAUAAAAUUUAAUAAAUAUCAACAAUUACAAAUAUUUUUAAUUAAUUAUGAAAUGAAUCAAUUAUAUCGUAUUAAUAAUUAUACUAAAUUAUUAAUAAAUGAAUUAGAUAUGGGUAUAAAAAAAGCUGAUACACUAGUUGAUACUGUCAAAACUACAACAAGUCUAUCCACAUUACAAUCCUUUGACAAAGAAUCCAAAAACUUAGAUCAAGAAUUAUUGAAACUUGAACAAUUACAUACGAAUCAAGAACAAAUAAAUCGAAUUGAACAAUUAAAACAACUUAUUCAACAAUUAAGUCAAAUUCAGCUACCAGAUUCAAGACAAAUUUAUAUGCCACCAGAAUUGAUAACACAUACAAUUGAACCAAUAGAACAAGAAUCAAAACGUAUCAUUGAUAGUUUAAUACCAUCAGAUCAAUUAAAUCGUACUUAUUUAGCAUAUAAUGCAUAUCAAUUCAUUAUUGAUAAUAUAAAUUUAGCUGAGAAUGCAACAAAUGAAGCAGAAAAUGCAUUUUUUAAUAGUACUACAACUAUAGAUGGUAAACAGAUAUCAUGGCAAGAACGACUUAAUCAAAUUAUUAAUAAACGUGAUCAAAUUACAGAUAUAUUAAAUAAUUAUUCAAUUAUUUAUAAUUCACAUAAUGAAACAUUAAAUAUACUUGAUAAAGAAUUACAAACUACUGAAAAUGAUUUAAGUACAUUAAAUCAAAUUGCUAAAAAUAAUUUAAAAUUAACAAAAGAUAUAACAAAUAAAGUUGAUUCAAUACAACAAUUUUUAAAAGAUACAAAACCCUUAGUUCAAAAUGCCUCAGAUAAAUUACAAGUACAGUUAGGGCGUUAUAAUGAACUACAUGAUCGUUUACAAGGAAUGGAGAAUCGAUUUUCCCAAAUACAAGGAACAGCUAAAACUCUAGUUGAUCGAGCAAAUAUUACUCAAUCACAUUUAAUUAAAUCAAUUGAUGAAGCUGAAACUGCUGCUAGACAAUUGGAUUCAAAAUUAUUAAAUUUACGUCGAUUAGCUGAUGAAGCACGUUCAAUGCUUGAUGUAAAUUACGGAUCAUUAUCUCAUGAUCCAGUUCCUUUACAAUUAGGUCAAGAUUGUGUAUACACUUUGGUCCCUUACAGUUUAACAAAAUCUCGAGUGUUUGAUAUUGAAUUUUGGUUCAAUUUAAAUAAUUUACCAACUUUAUCAAGUAUAAGUAGUGUAUUAAUGGUUGGACGUAGAGCUUUUGAAGGACAUACACAAAUGUUUGCAUUCACUAUUGAAGCACCUGAUGCUAGACUACGCUUUUCAUGGAAUACUCCAAAUGGAAUCCUAGAACUAGGUCCAGUUACUACAAAUACUUGGUAUCAUACACGUGUUACAUCAGUUGGUGGUGAGACAAGAAUGAUACUCAUGGAAAGACCAUUCCAAGAUCGUGGUGAUGUAUUUCCUGAGAUAAGACAAACAGCUACAACAAAUGGAACACUUGAUCAAGAAGCAAAUCUUAUUAUGGAUAGACAAAUGGAAUUACGUAUUGGAGGAGUUAUGCAAUCUAGUAGUCGUUUAAGUAACCCGGAAGCAUGGGGUGAUAAUGGUGCUGAAGAAUUCUGGUCACGACUUAUGUCAAUGGAAUCAAUCAAAUUUUGUAUGUUCAACUUAAGAUUAAGUGGGACGCCCAUUAGUAUUGCUAAUUUUGCUGAUGCUAAUCUUGAAUGUUCUAAACCAAAAGAAUAUCAGUGUCAAUUACCUGGUAAAAAUCGUCGUUAUGUUCGUAAUGGUUAUAUAUGGGAAAAACAAGGAGAAUUAUAUAAAUUAACUAAUUUUACACGUUUAUCACAAUUAAUUGAUCCAUCAUUAUCAUUAACUAGAAUGUUUUUCUAUGAUUUUAAUGGUGUUAAUGGUUAUUCACGUUUAAAAUCAAUUAAUAAUUUAGAUUUUUGUAAAGAUCAUUUAGAUUUCCAAUUAACAUCAUUAAAAGAAUAUCAACGAUCUAAUAUGACAGUAAUGACAUUUUUUAAUUAUGAUAAAGAUUAUGGUAUAACAAUUGAAUUAAUAAAUGGUCGACCUGAAGCUUAUUAUUGGUCUGGUCGUGAAUUAUAUCAAUUAGAUAAUACUAGACAACAUAAUGAUAUUGAAGUUAUAAGACGACGUCGUUUUAAAUUAUUCAAUUAUAAACCACGUUGGAAACGUCAAUCUACUACAUAUAGCGGUGGUACUGGUCAUCAUGAUGAAGAUAGACGACGAUUACAUUUAAAUAUAUUAGAUCCAUCUAUGCGUAUAUUACGAUUAGAUAAUUUUAUGACAACAGAUUGUAAUGAUGAUAUGAUAUUAUUUUUAGGUGGUAUACCACCUAGUCAUUAUGAAUUACGUAAACGAAUGCAAAACCUCGGCUUUUCAUUAACUCCAUUUGCUGGCCGCAUUGGUUUCACAAAUGGUAAACCAAGUCAAUCUGGUGAAGUUUAUUUAGCUGAUUAUGCAAUUACUUCAGUGAAUCAAUUUGGAGAUACACAGUUUACUGAUUCUAGACAACUUGGUGAAAUUCGAACUAUUGAAAAUACAAGUCCAAAUUAUCAAUAUUGUUUACAUUUAAAACCGCAUCAUUUAUAUAUGGCACCAGAAUUGAAAGAACCAUCUAGAUAUUCACCAUUUGAACCAGGUAUCAGUAUGACAAUACGAUUUAAUCCAUUAAUUGCACGAUCUGGUGAUAUGGAUUUAUUAAUUAUUCAACCUGGACAUGCAGAAUGGAUACGUAUAUUCCUUACAGAAGAUCAUCGUUUAGGUAUUGUUAUACCAGGCGUCAGUAAAACAUUAUACACUCGAACAUCUUUAACAUCACGUGCAUUAAAUGAUCCAUAUACAAAUUUGUUAAAUUUAGAAUUAAUAGAAUAUAUGAAUUUAACAACAGUUCUACCAGUAUGGAAUAAUUUAAAUAAACAAAUGUCAAUGAUAAAACCAAUGACAACAAUAACGUCGUCGUCGUCAUCAUCAUCAUCUUCGACGACAUCAUCAUCAUCACCUUCAACGACAUUAUCAUCAUCAUCUUCGACAACAUCAUCAUCAAUAAAUUUAGAUACAAUGAAAAGACAAUAUUUUGAUUCUAAACAAGCUGAAAUUGAAAUUGUUGUUACAUUAUAUUUUGGUAAAAUUGAUACAGAACAAUUAACUGUAUUAUUUGAUCAACAUAUUGUACAAACAUGGACUAUACCAAAACAACCAGAUAUUAAAAAUAUACGACAAAUAUAUAUUGGACCACAAUUAAUGCCAUCAUAUCCUAUUACUAUAGAAUAUUUAAUCAUUGGUAAACACCUAGUGGACUUCACAACUGAAUUAGUAAGUAAAGAUAAUCCAUAUGGUAGUCAAGUUGGAAUAUGUGGUGGACAAUUAUAUCCACGAUUUACAGAGCGUCGAGGUUUAGCUGGACUAGUAACAAGUAAACUACAAGGACUUGAAUUAACAGCACCACCAAGUGGACGACAAUUAAUAUUUACACCAUUCAAUGAAUUACUGACUAAACAAAUUAUUCCAGGAGUAAGUUAUGAUGAACAAUCGGUUUUAGAAAAUAUACGUACUGGUGAUGGAAAAAUUCGUAAAAAGAAUGAUUGUACUGAAAAUGCUGAAAAUACAGCUUGGUUUGAUCAAUAUCCUGAUUCAUAUUGGGAAAUUGGUAAUAUUGGUACAAUUAUUCAACAACAAACUACACCUUUUGAAUUCACUAUUGGUUUUCGUGCACAAUUAGCUAAUACUGCUAUUAUUGGUGAACAUUUAUCAUUAUCUGGUGUUGAAGAAAUAGAAGAAGAUGUUUAUAGUUUAUUAGUUGCAUUUAAUUUUGGUCCAGAUGAUGGAAAUAUUUAUAUCAUUUUAUCAAAAAAUCAAAUUUUUAUAUAUGCUGAUAGAAAAAAUCUUUUAUGGUCUAGUCCAUUUAUAACAAUAACAGAUACAACAUGGCAUCGGUUAAAAUUAAUAUUUCAAUCAACUAAUUCAAUAGAAGAACAAAAUGGUCCUGGUGUUGAAAAUGGAUUACAAUUAUUAUUUGAUCAUCGUCAUUUUUGGCUUCCACCUGUGGAAAUAUUUAAUUUACCAUCGGUUGUAUUUAUUGGAGGCUUACCUAGGGUGCUCAAUUUACAAUUACAAGAAAAUCGUCAACUUUCCAAUAUUUAUGGUUUAUUCGGAUGUGUCGAUGAACUGACAAUGAAUAAUGUUAGUAUGUCUUUAAGAACAAGCAAUCGUCCAGUUUGUUAUGAUUGUUUCAGUUUAAAUCCAACAAUUGUUCAUGUUCCAGAAAAUAUUGAUGAAUAUUUAAAGUAUAGUUUAAUUAAAUUAUAUAUACCAGAAAUAUUUACUCAACCUGGACAUGAUAAAUUAACAUUUGAUUUUAGUUUCUUUUAUGAUCGUAAUACUAUAAAACAAGCUAGUUUAUUUGUAUUGACAUUUGGUGGAACAAUUGAUCAACCUAGUGAAGAAAUUCAUUUAUGGUUAUUCCUAUCAAAUAAUGAAGUUAAAAUGGGUUAUAUAACAGAAUCCAAUGAUGAAUUAGAAUUAAAUCAUGAAGUGAAUCUGGCUAAUAUUGGACAUAAUCAAAAUAUUUGGCAUUAUAUUAAAUUAGAUAUAACAUUUAUUAAUCGUAAUCCAUUAUUUCAAUUAAAAUCUCAAACAUCAAUUAGUGAUACAUUAGCACCAUUUAUAAAAGCUAAUCGAUUAAUAUCAAUACAUCUUGGACGUAAUACAGUUUUAACACCAGAUAAAAUGAAAAAAUCAACUUAUAAUUAUCAUGGUGAAAUGUUUAGAGGUUGUAUGCGUAGUUUACAUUUAUCAACACUCACAGAAAUACGUAAUAUUAAUUUACCAGAAGAUUUACCAGGAUUUCUCUACGGUCUUUGUCAUACCUCAUUGGUUUGGUAAAAAAAAAUGGAAAACAUAAUGGACUAUGUAAUUUCAUUUCUUUUUUUUAAAGUAAUUUACUUCAAUUAUUAGUUAUCUUAAUAUAUCCCGUUUUAUUCUUUUGAA
This is a messenger RNA of Schistosoma rodhaini, 11207 nucleotides long. NCBI's taxonomy places the organism in Eukaryota, Metazoa, Platyhelminthes, Trematoda, Strigeidida, Schistosomatidae. The record is from the annotation of a GenBank genome assembly.